AUGCUUCGAAGAGCGUGGAAACCACUGGCUGCAACCACCGUUCUUAUUGGCACGCCAAGUUACCUCUAUUAUACUUUCACCAAGCAGCAGACAUUUGACCUUGCCGUCAAAGUACGCGGCGCGGACGGAAAACCGGUUAUGACCAACCGCACAUUUUCUCUUCUGUCAAAGAACGCUGUUAGAGACCGCCUUAUAGAGAACGCGUCUUCUGACAGUUUUUCAAGACCUGAUAACACACUAUGGAAAUACGCCACGGCGUCUGUUGCCGCCAAUGAUCCCCUGGAAGAUGCACAUGCACAUGCUAUAAUUGCCCGUGACCCCUCUGACCCAUCUGCCCCAGGUGACUGGUUGUUCUUCACCGUUAUGGAUGGUCACGGUGGACCUCAUACAUCUCGCCUUCUUUCCAAGACUCUCAUCAACGCCGUUGUCCUGGAAUUAUCCUCCCUGAUUCACUCCAUAGACGUCCCGAAAUCCGGACUUCUGGAAAACUUAAAGUUGAUUUUUCGCACUUCUUUGCCAAAAUCUCCCGAGGACCCUCAAAACCCAGAGAGAAUAUCUCUUGCCAUUCAGAAUGCGAACUCGGUCAACGCACCUCUCUCGGUUCUCGCUGCGAACUUGGAUGCUGAGUCCAUAAAGAAGAACAUCCUUCCUGAUCUUAGCAAGCAUCCGCUGGCACUACAGACGAUGCUUCCUGCUGUUUCAGGUAGCUGCGCACUGAUGGCCGUUUUCGACACCGCCCAUCGGCAUCUAUACGUAGCUUGCUCAGGGGACAGUCGCGCAGUUGCCGGCAUUUGGGAAGAAAACGAGGAAGGUCAGGGCUCGUGGCGCGUCGAAGUUCUUAGCGAAGACCAGACCGGUCGAAACCCAAAUGAAUUGAGGAGGAUUCAGUCUGAACAUCCUCCCGAUGAGGCGGGUAGUGUCAUACGAGCAGGUCGCGUACUUGGUGGUCUUGAACCCAGUCGCGCGUUCGGAGAUGCCCGAUACAAAUGGCCCCGCGAUGUACAAGACGUACUAAACCGCGCCUUCCUUGUGGGGAAUGGUCAACCAUUGCGUCCGCCCCCUUCGACAUUCAAGACUCCACCAUACGUUACUGCCACCCCUGUCGUUACUCACCGCGACUUUGACUUUGGCAGUGUUGCCCGGCUAUCAAAAUCACCCGCAUCACGUUUCGUGGUACUUGCAACCGACGGGCUAUGGGAUAAACUCAGCUCAGAGGAUGUCGUAGCCCUUGUUGGCGGACAUUUAAAGGGUCUCAAAGGCGUCGUCUCCAAAAGAGCCCUUCCAGACCUCGUACCAACAACCUCAGGAGCACCGACUGUGGAAGGCAAGGAUAAAAAACGAAAUAACAGCAGUGGCUCCUGGUCGUUUGAAGAAGAGAACAUCAGCUCACAUUUAAUCCGGAAUGCAUUUGGUGGAGGUGAUGCUGAGGAUUUGAGGAAGCUGAUGAGCAUACCUGCUCCGCUUGCCAGGAGCUAUCGAGAUGACACCACCGUGACUGUUGUCUGGUGGGAAGACGGACAGGAAGGCAAUGCAAAGUCUGUGACUUUCUCUUCUGAUAAUAUAAAAGCAAAGCUGUAG
Messenger RNA from Suillus paluster, 1578 nucleotides. Its product is annotated as phosphatase 2C-like domain-containing protein. Bases 1 to 1578 code for a protein of 525 amino acids. Lineage: Eukaryota; Fungi; Basidiomycota; Agaricomycetes; Boletales; Suillaceae. Gene Ontology annotation, biological process: protein dephosphorylation. The record is from RefSeq and is a predicted model, not a curated record. The transcript has 5 exons. Gene Ontology annotation, molecular function: protein serine/threonine phosphatase activity.